This is a messenger RNA of Pollicipes pollicipes, 1333 nucleotides long. RefSeq names its product CCAAT/enhancer-binding protein delta. The record is from RefSeq and is a predicted model, not a curated record. Gene Ontology annotation, molecular function: RNA polymerase II cis-regulatory region sequence-specific DNA binding; DNA-binding transcription factor activity, RNA polymerase II-specific. The transcript has a single exon. Bases 233 to 1087 code for a protein of 284 amino acids. NCBI's taxonomy places the organism in Eukaryota, Metazoa, Arthropoda, Thecostraca, Pollicipedomorpha, Pollicipedidae. Gene Ontology annotation, biological process: DNA-templated transcription; regulation of transcription by RNA polymerase II.
ACCCUCCGACAUUCACGGACUGGUGGUGGUGCGGUGAUAGUUGUCGGGUGGUGCCAGCGGACUUUCGCAGUUGGACUCGUGCGUGUGCGGCGAGGGGGCGGAGACGAGUCGGUGCGCGCUGGCUGACCUGCAUUUGCCAGUCGCGGGGCUGCAGUCGGGCCAGGCGGACGCGCUGCCGGACUUCGACGCCAUUGCCCCUGCGCUGAGUGAGGACACAACAUGCUGGUUGGGCAUGGAAUCGCCCCAGAUGUAUGACUUGAGUGAUGCAGUGGUGAAGCCGAACUUACUGAGUGUGGCCAACAAAGCCAAGCUGGGUGGGCCGUACGGAGAGGAGUUCGGGGACCUGGCGGACCUCGGCGCGUCCGAAGUGUCUCUCGACCUGCAGGCGUUCGUCAACGACCCGCACUUCAGCGACGGCAUCUUCCCCGACAUCGUCGACGGCAAGGGCCUGGGUGUGGGACUAGGCGGCCGCGUCGCCGCGCCGUCCGCCACGUGCUCGGGUCUGACGUACCCCAGCGGCGGCUACCUGCCGCCUGCGCAGCCGACAGCAUGUGCCGGCCCGCCGCGCCUGCCGGCCGCCACCUCCCACAUCCCCGUGAAGAAGGACCCGGACGCCUCCGAGUACCACGCGUACCGGCCGCCGCCGGGCUCCGCCUACCCAGGCGUCAACGUCUACAGCCCAGCCUACACGAGCCUGACGCCGUCGUCGUCGGGCGGCAUGACAGCUAGCCGGCCGGCGGCGCCGGCGCCCGCCCGGCCGGCCGCCUCCAAGCAGCCGGGCGGCGGUUCGAAGCGCGUGGACCGCACAUCCGAGGAGUACCGCCGCCGCCGCGAGCGCAACAACGUGGCCGUGCGCCGCUCGCGCGAGAAGGCCAAGGUGCGCUCGCGCGAGACCGAGGAGCGCGUCAAGCUGCUGGCGCGGGAAAACGACGGGCUGCACAAACGGAUCGAGAUCCUCUCCAAGGAGCUGAACGUGCUUAAGAACUUGUUCGCCAACGUGGGCGUGCUGCCCGACCAGCUGCACCGGGAGAUCGCCAAGCACCUGGGCGACGGCUUCAACCGGCCACAGCCUCCCUCCGGCUUGUGACAGUAGGCGCGGACUGAGGCGCGCCGCGUGCCGCCAGCACGUGCGGACGGGCGUCAAGGACGUGCAAUGGUCGCCGGCGUGCGGCCAGCGCGUGCAGUUGUGCGUGUAGGACGUGCGGUGGUUGCCGGCCGGCGGCCGGACGUGCCGUCGCACGGCCAGGACGUGCAAUGGCCGUGGGCGAACGGCCAGGACGGCGGCGGCCUCUGUGUGACACUAGUCUUGCUACUUGUUGUAGGCGGUGCGAGA